UACGUACUUUUCAGAAAUUCCUUUCACUGUCCCAGAAACGUGCAUCGCUUCUCAUUUUCAUUCAUUCUCUCUAUUAUAUAACACGGAAUAUAUACAUCAAUACAGAGCCAUUUCUGUCUCUCUCUUCCCUUUGAGGUUUCUGAUCAGUAAUAUUCCCAUUCUUUUAAAAGCAGAAGCUCAAGAAAUGAAGAAAUAUAUCUUGAAGUUGGACUUACAAGACGCAAAAGACAAGAGGAGGGCCCUAAAAACUGUUUCCACUGUGUCAGGAAUUGACGAAAUUACAAUCGACGUGAAGGGGAAAAAAUUAACAAUCCUAGGAACGGUUGAUCCUGUGAGCGUGGUGAGCAAGUUGCGCAAGAAAAAUUUGCCAGCAGGCAUUAUCUCUGUAGGACCGGCAAAGGAGCCCCAGAAGAAAGAGGAGCCAAAGAAAGAAGAACCAAAGAAGGAGGAGCCGAAGAAAGAUGAAGCCAAGGGAGAAACAAAGAAAGAUGACCCAAAAAAGGAAGAAACAAAGAAAGAUGAACCGAAGAAAGAAGAAGAGAAGAAGGCAGAGCCGGCCCGGGCCCUAGCACCAGCACCAGCCCCAGUUCCGGCUCCGGUACUGGCACUGGCACCGGCGCCGGCACCAGAACCCGUGGUAGGCACAAUUACGCCAUAUAGACCGUAUUAUCCUCCAAUGCAUAUGCAGUACUACGUGCACCCCAGCAUGGAAGAGAAUCCAAAUGCGUGUAUAAUCUGCUAGUUGGUUUCCAUAAUACAUGAACCUUUUCUCUUCUUUUUGUUGGUUCUGUGAACUGUAUAUCUCCUUGAUGACUGUAUAUUCAGUAUUUUGUGAUGUGUAUAGAACUAAAUAAAGUUCUGUUCAUCAUUUUGGUGUUUUUCUUUCAAAUCCUUUCAACUGGUGUUCUUUCC
Molecule: messenger RNA, 912 nt
Organism: Olea europaea var. sylvestris
Lineage: Eukaryota; Viridiplantae; Streptophyta; Magnoliopsida; Lamiales; Oleaceae
Product: heavy metal-associated isoprenylated plant protein 39-like
Exons: 3
Coding region: 185-742 (185 amino acids)
Molecular function (GO): metal ion binding
Source: RefSeq, a predicted model, not a curated record